AAUGCAAUGGGACAAAACCAGGGAAAGGAGGGGGAGCCAGGGCAGGACAACAGCACGGCAGGACCAGAGGAAAAGGGACCAAACCCAGACCCUGGGGGAGCAUCGGAGGAAGGAAAUCCAACCAUUGAGACUCGUAAUGUUGUGGCAGACGAAGAGAAAGCAGCCAGUGGAAGCUUGGACGAAGGCCCAGGCAGGGAGUCAACAUCACCUACGCUGGAGCCGGGUUUGGAAUCUCAUGAUAAGGUGUGCGCUCCCACGGAUGGGGGGUUGGUGGAGGGAGGGGAUGGAGAAAAAGAGGGAGGUAGAAAGAGUUGUGAGCAAGGCAGGGCCGAACCACUGGCUCCACAGCAGAUGAAUGAAAGCAGGCGGUCUGAAAGCACGCAAGCCAUAUGGGAGGCCAGAUCUAGUGAACCUGUUCACGAGAGAGAGGAUAUGGAAAAAGCAAAAGCUGGUGAACUAGUAGACUUGGAGUAUAUGCUAAAAGACAAUCUACAACAAAAUCAGCAUCAGGGGAACCUUAGUUGUUACCCUGUUGGCAAAGACGAAAGUGAAUGGCCUCAUGAAGAAGAAAACGGGAGUGAAAAGGAAAUGCGUGAAUCAGACGUAAAGGACAAAAUGGAAUCUGUCUAUGGAAUUGAAAACAAGCUUAUGUGCCAAGAAGGAAACGGAAAACUAGAAGCUGGCGCUACAGAUCUCCUAAAUAUAAAUACAAGCAGGAUUGUGAAAGGUGCCUGUGAUUUUGGUUUAACAAAUACAGGGCCUGCUGAUGUGACCUCUGAGGUUCUGGAGAAGGAGAACCAUCCAAAACCACUGAAAGCUGAUGGACACAUGGAAGGUGAAGAUCAUAACACAGGUACAUCACCUGCCAACACAAAAGUUCACUUAUUUGUUUCCAUAACAAACAAAGAAAAUGUUACGUUGAAGAACAGCCCAGAUGAAUCACACAACAAAAGGCCGAUAAAUGUGCCCAGAACAUCAAACCCUGGGAUGAACUCGCCAACUGAGACUUCAGAGGACAUUAAUGAGGCAAUUCAGCAAGUCAAAAAAGAAAUCGAGAACCCAUCAGAGGAUCCAGAUAAGGAUGUAGCGGAAAACCCAAACACUAAACUCUCCCCAAUGAACGCUGAAAUCCAGGGAUGUACAAUGAAAAGUGUCUGCGGAGGUAAAGAAAAUGUUGCAGGGUUUCAGCCAGCAGAUGAUGUCAUAGACAUUGUGAGCCAAAAGGAGUUCAGCUCCUUAGAAGUGGCAUCCAAAUCACCCCUGGGUCAAACUGAGAGCCAUCAGCAAAUAACUGCAGGCGAACUUGCACAGGAUGAGCAACAAUUUAAUGUGUCAGACUUGGAGAGCUUUGAGACAAAGGAACGUUCACUGGAGAGAUCACCUGCUGGAGGUCAAAAAAAUAAAGAUGGCAUAAGGGAGGCUGAAGAAAUAAAAAAUCUGGAACGUGCUUCAAAGGGCCUGCUUUUUUCCCAUGCAAUGAAAAACGAGAUUAAAGAUCUUUCUCUGCAUGGAACAAAAUCGGAGGAGGGUUAUUGUGUGACAUCUAACGUAAGUACGCCGACUGAAAACAAACCCGUUCAACAAAGCUAUGAAGAUGAGAGAUGUGCUACAUCCUUUGAAGACAUUACAGAUUCUCACCCCCCUUCUAAAUCCGAUGUUCAAGUUUCUCCAAAAGACGAAAUUGAGGAUUCCCCUCUUUCACAGAAGGCCAAAGUAUACACAGAGGAAAGUCUAGAAGGUCCAAAGCUAGAAAUACUAACCCUGCCUUUGACAUUAAAUGAUGCUACACAUAAUCGUACCUCUUUCCAUAAUGCAGUGAUUGAUGCUACUGACCAUCAAGAAUUAAACCUCAACAAAAGCUCAUAUAAUGUGAUGUCAUCAGGGAGAGACAAUGACGGACAGUCGAAUCAAAAUAUCAUUAGCUUACAGAUACAUAAGGAAACAUCUGCAACCGGUUCCUCUGAGCUCAUAGCUGGGCCUGAGACAGAUCCAGAUCCCAAAGACAGGCCAAAGAUCACACCACCUCUUCCAAGUGUGGACAAGAAGACUAAAUUUGCUCUGUCUGGUUCCCCUCAACAUUACAAAAAAGAUUUCACAAAGACUUUAACAAAUGAGGCAGCCCAUUCCACAGUAAGCCCGACAGAUGAAUCCGAUCAAGUCCACGAUGGAUGUGCUGCAGGACCUGCAUUAUCAGGCAGCGCAACGAACACAUCUGCCGCACAAGACGUGCAACAUUCCUCCAUCAUGUGCAACCUAAUAAGUACGCAAGAUAAUGUGCAGCGCAAGCACACUUUGCAUGUGCUCGCCUCCAAUACGGAGGAGAAACCUUCAAGUCUGCUUGACGAUAAGCAUGCGACUCAAAGCAACCUGAACGCAGAUGCUGCUUCCACAGUUAUGGAGUUAACACAAGGUGUCCACAAAAGCAGACAUGUUUCUGACAUGAUAAAGGAAACCAUUGAGUUGCAGAAGAAGAUGAAGGAGUGGACCAAGCCGGCAGAGACCCGGGUCGACCUGAACUUGGAUCCAACACAGUCAGUGAAAGUAGCACAGAUGAAAGCAGCAUUUGAUUCACCGAAAAAGUCACCCGACAAAGUGCCAGAGAGGAAAGCUUCAGUGAAAAAAGAUAUGUUCAAGCGGGUUGUGCGACAGAGCAAGUUCCGGCAUGUGUUCGGGCAAGCGGUGAAGAACGACCAGUGCUACGAUGACAUCAGGGUGUCCAGGGUGACAUGGGAUAGUUCCUUCUGUGCGGUCAACCCCAAAUUCGUUGCCAUAAUCGUGGAAGCCAGCGGAGGUGGAGCAUUUAUGGUUUUGCCUCUUAGUAAGACGGGCCGUAUAGAUAAGUCCUACCCUACAGUAUGUGGCCACACCGGUCCUGUUCUGGACAUUGACUGGUGCCCUCACAAUGACGAGGUCAUCGCUAGUGGAUCUGAAGACUGCACCGUGAUGGUGUGGCAGAUCCCAGAGAAUGGUUUGUUGACCCCACUGUCAGAGCCAGCAGUUGUACUGGAGGGUCAUUCAAAAAGAGUGGGCAUUGUUACCUGGCAUCCCACCGCCCGUAACGUUCUCCUCAGCGCAGGCUGUGAUAAUGUGAUUAUUAUCUGGAAUGUGGGGACGGGAGAGGCCAUGAUCAAUCUGGAGGAUAUGCACCCUGACCUCAUCUACAGCGCGUGCUGGAACCGCAACGGCAGUCUCAUCUGCACUGCCUCCAAAGACAAGAAAAUCCGUGUGAUUGAUCCUCGCAAGGAGGAGAUCACUGCGGAGAAGGACAAAGCCCACGAGGGUGCCAGACCCUUGAGAGCCAUUUUCAUGUCUGACGGCAAAGUGUUUACCACUGGCUUUAGCCGCAUGAGUGAGAGACAGCUCGCACUUUGGGAUCCGGACAAUAUAGAUGAGCCCAUGUCUGUCCAUGAGAUGGACACCAGUAAUGGAGUUCUGCUGCCCUUCUAUGACCCUGAUACUAAUGUGGUCUACCUGUGUGGAAAGGGUGACAGCAGCAUCCGUUACUUUGAGAUCACGGAUGAAGCUCCCUACGUCCAUUACCUCAGCACUUUUACCACCAAGGAGCCACAGAGAGGCAUGGGAUACAUGCCCAAAAGAGGACUGGACGUCAACAAGUGUGAGAUUGCAAGGUUUUACAAACUGCAUGAGAGAAAGUGUGAGCCCAUCAUCAUGACUGUGCCACGAAAAUCGGACUUGUUCCAGGAUGAUCUGUACCCUGACACGGCGGGGCCCGAGGCCGCCCUGGAGGCUGAAGAGUGGUUCGAGGGAAAAAAUGGAGAUCCCAUCCCAAUAUCCCUGAAACACGGAUACGUCCCUGGCAAGAACCGUGACCUCAAAGUGGUCAAGAAGAACAUCUUGGACAACAAGAUCACCAAGAACACGGAGAACACCAGCCAUGCCCACAAGUCCCAUGCCACCUCAACGCCAUCUAUUAAAAACGAAGCCAAGCUGGACGAGGUUUUAAAAGAAAUCAAAUCUCUCCGAGAGCUGGUCAGCAGUCAGGAGAAACGAAUUGCCAAACUUGAGGAGCAGUUGUCUAACAAGGACGACUAGAGGAACCCGUAAUCCCCUUCUAUUCAGGCCAGGUGGGCGGGACCCGUCACUGCCAAUCACCAUGACAUCGUUCCGUCUAAAGCCCGCCUUGCAAAGACUCCAACUUACAUUCCAAGAUAAAUAUUUCUUUCCAUUCGCAAUCCCCUAAGACCUGUUUACAAAUGUCCAUUAGGAAACCGAGAAGCGCCUCGAAAUUUCUUCUCAUUUAGCUUUUACUCUCACUCCAAAUUUUUCUGUAACAGCUGUGUUUUAUCUGGUGUUUUUGAGUGGUCUUAAGUUUGUUUAUUUCUUAUUAAAAAUUGUGACCAAGAAAAUUGUAUUGUGAAGCAGUUGCGUGAACUUACGAUGAGCUCGGAGGCGGCAGCCGUCAGUAUUGAAAUUGCCCCUCUCCGCUCUUAUGAGUUGCCAAAUUUGUUGAGUUCUGUGUCAGCACCUUCCUGACAGUAUUCGACUAGCUUUUCUUAUGUCUUAUAUCAACGGAUUUGAUAGUAAUGCAGGGACGUGGGAAAUCAUUGGAAGCAUUCAUCACUGUUAAAAGUGUCUUUCUGGAACAAGCUAAAUAAAAAUAAAGAUUUUAAACAGUUUAAAAUUGGAAACUGGAACAUGAUACAUGCACUAAAAGAAAUUUCUUUUUGAUUCAGGGACCCAUGUUUAAAGUAUUAAGAUAAAGAAUCCAUAUUACUCUUCUUCCGACGACUUUUUUGGUGAAAAUUGCUUGUAAACAGCAGGUGCAUGCAGUCAGCUUUUACAUUCAAAUCUAUUUCUCUACAUUCCAUCAGGGGUUUUCAAACUUUAUGAUGCCAAGGACCCCCAAAUAUUAUGCACCUUUUGUGAGGACCACCUACUUACAAUAUAAAUCAAUGUAUCUGUUUUAUGCAUAACAUCAUAAUUGGCUACAAUUGGAAUAAUGCUGAUUUAUAAACCUGAAGAGAAACUUUUUAAUUCAAAUUUAUUUGUACACCGUAGAAAAGAUUUAUUGGUUUAAUUUAAAAAAUAAAAUUAAAAAUUUAGUUAAUUCAACUUAAAAAUAUUAGUUGACUGUAAAAAUUGUUGUCAACUUAUUUUUGAGUUCAUUAAACUUAAAAAUAUGUUAUUUUGUAAGUUGAACCAAGCAGCCACGUUAUGUAAUUUAUUAACUAGCUGCCAGUAACUUACUGUAGAUUUGACAUUUAUGUUAUUUAUUGGCAACAGUUUGUUCAAAGUUAAAUGAACACAAAACAUUUUCAGUUUUUAUUUUCUACAGUAAGUUACUGGCAACCAGUUACAUAAUUACAGCAAAUUUUUUACAGUGAAAAUAAAGGGGACUGUAAAAAGAAAAACGCCCAAAAAUACAAAUCAAAUAUGAACAAUUCUGGUGUGCAAGCAAGAAAUUUGAGACCAAACAGAUCCAUUUUACAAUUUGUCUUUAUUUUCUGAAAUUUUCUUGGGACCCCUAGAAAACCUCCCCAAGGCCCCCUAGUUUGAAAACCCCUGCUAUUUACACAUCUGCACUUUUUAAAAAUGUUUAUCUGUUUCCUAGUUGAAAACCAACAGCGUAGGUCUCAUUUCGUAACUUUAGUAUUUAGUUUCUAUUCCCCAAAAAGGAUGAGAUCAUCUUACGCCAACAACAUGACCAUAGAUGUCCAAAGCAGUAGGGAUUUAAGGUUUCUUAAAUGUUCACAAAAUGUAGCUGCUCUGCUUUACCAGCUUAAUAUUUUUUUUUACUUUGACACAGGAUCGCUAAUAACUCUUUUUUUUUUUGGUUUGCAACUUUUCGCUUUGCUGUCUUGUUUCUUUAUCUUUGAGUUGUGGCGAAUCAAAAACCAAACUUGUAGGAGGCUUUAUCAACCUUAAUUCAGUGAGUCAUGACCGACUUCCUUUUCCUAAAUGGUUAAAACUUUGUCUUACCCGGCUGCUUUCCUAGCCAAGCACAACCAGCACUCUCAGGGGACGGCUUUGGUCUAGUCAGCUUUUUUAAUAUGACUGUAAUGGUCGUAUUACGUGUGCAACGGCACGGCCGAUGAAAACGCGGCAGGUCAAAAGAGAGGAUAUUUUCUGUGCAUGCUAUCUAAAAUGUUUUUUUUUAAUCAGUGUAGUUUCCACACAUCUUCCUGUUUGAAUCACCGUCUUGUACAUCUGAGGUUCUGAAAACACCUCCAUGCUUCCAGUAUUACUGUAAAGGUGAAAACACACACCACCUCCUCAUCUCUUAACCACCAAUCAAUCAGCAGGAAAUUUAUUUUUAAACACUUUGCGUCCAACAACUCAAUACCUCUGAUAUCUUUCUCUUUGCUUUCGCUCUUUCUCUCGCUCUUCUUCGGUGAAGCUGGGUGAAAUGAGAGGUUUAAAAGAAGUAGGGAACGUAUUUAUGGGAUGGAUGGAAUGAUGUUAGAAAAGAUUGAAGAAAGUCUAUGAAAACAUCCAAUUGUAGGCUUUAUAGUAAAGUUUGGUGAAGUCUGACUUGUUCACACUGUCAGUCCAAAUCUGAUCUUUUUACAUAUUUGUUUGAAAUCUGAUCAUAUUUGGCAUGUGCACUCUUAAAAAACAAAACAUUUAAUGUUUUGUCCUUAACAAAACACAUCUGUUAUUUUUGGAACAACACAGUUUUUGUUGUUUUGACUAAUUUAUUUGAACGCAAAAUCAACACGAAAUGACACAUAUUGUGUUAAAAUAACACAUAAUGUGCGAAAUAGGAUAACACAAAACAAUGUGUAAAAAAUUGACACAUCCUUUCUUAGUAUGUGUGAAUGGCAAAAAGUAAAUUAAUAAGUACUAAUCCAUUUUAAACUAUAUUCACAUAAAAAAAUGGUUCAAGUUGCCUUAAACUUUUCAGUUAAUUCAAUUUAAGAAUAUUAGUUAUUUUUUGGGCUAUUUUGCCUUUAUUUGACAGGACGUGUAUAUGAGGACAGGAAAGUACAGGGUGGAGAGAGAUCGACAAAAUUAACAACUUUUUGAGUUAACUAAUAUUUUUAAGUUGAAUUAACUCAAAAUUUAACUCAACUUAACUUUUUUAAGUUGAACCAACACAUUUUUUUACUUAUUUCACGAUCUCACACCAUGUAAAACGCAAGCAUGUCAGACGUUGCACCAGAAGCAAGAUUGUUAUGUAAAACGACACACAUCUGAACAGUUACACAAUAGUGUGGACAACAGUCAUUUAAAUUGGAUAUGCACAAGCAUCGAAUUUAAACUGACAGUGUGAACAUAGUCUUGGUGAAUGCAUUGGGACACCAACUUUGACCUGCUUGGGCCAUGAUUAUCAGUUUUGAUGUGUGAUUGGUCCAUGCAUGGUUACCAAUGAUUGUGUUUUGUGACCUUGAAUGUCUUUCAAAGCAUCGAACGAUUGGGAUGAAAUACAGGGGUUAUCGUAGGUUGAAAAGAAAAUGCAAGUGAUAGAUUUUGAUGCUUUGUAUAUACUUUAUUUUUUUGGCUGUAGGAAGUUUGGCGAUUUUUAAAGAAAUACGUUCCCCUCACCAUCAUCCACACUGUGAGCCUUGAAUGUUUCCAAUGCUAAAAAUUAAAUGAGAAUUGAAAGGAAGGAAAUUCUGUUUUGUGGAUGACUGUCCCAUCUUUGUUUGUUCAUCUGCUUCAAAUAUAAAGAUUCUUACGGAUUACCAGAGAAAUAAAAAGUCAACUGAAGAAAUGA
Molecule: messenger RNA, 7678 nt
Organism: Misgurnus anguillicaudatus (oriental weatherfish)
Lineage: Eukaryota; Metazoa; Chordata; Actinopteri; Cypriniformes; Cobitidae
Source: RefSeq, a predicted model, not a curated record